This is a messenger RNA of Hermetia illucens (black soldier fly), 9359 nucleotides long. RefSeq names its product cAMP-specific 3',5'-cyclic phosphodiesterase (gene dnc). Gene Ontology annotation, biological process: signal transduction. The record is from RefSeq and is a predicted model, not a curated record. Lineage: Eukaryota; Metazoa; Arthropoda; Insecta; Diptera; Stratiomyidae. The transcript is spliced from 14 exons. Gene Ontology annotation, cellular component: perinuclear region of cytoplasm; nucleus; cytosol. Gene Ontology annotation, molecular function: 3',5'-cyclic-AMP phosphodiesterase activity. The coding region runs from base 2568 to 4637 and encodes 689 amino acids.
UGGGACAAUAUGGGACAAUAUGAUUCUGGUGGAAUCGGCGCCGGUUUUGGAGCAUUCGGAUUGAACAUGGUGCGUGGUGCAUUUAAGGGUUUCUGCUUUUUGGGAAGCAGCGGCUUCUAUCCAUCUGGCCGAGGCGGCCCUGUGUUAGUUGUGCGGGGCAUCUGAAAGCGUUCGUCACGGGAGAAUUCGUGUGGAGUUUGGCGGAGCGUUGUUCGUGCAAUUUUCAACAGGGAAAACUUGUGUGGUGUGUAAACAGUAAUUCUCACCGCUGCGGUUUAGGGGUCGUCACGGGCGACGCGAUUUCCUGGCAAUCGUGCGUAAAUCAGCGAAAUGGAAAAUAUUCAAGUGGGCAGUAUUUUUCAUGGCAAAUCUGAAUUUUCCACCGGCCUUAAGUGAUUUCAAUUGCACUGUGCGCUAGCUUGAAGCAGUGGGUGAUGUAUGUGCACUAUCGUCCUUAAUGUGCUUUCAGUAAAAUAAAUCGCUUGCCAAGCUGUUCGAUCCACUCGAGCCCGAGUAGAGUCCGGUGCAGUCGUUGCCUCGGCUGGAAUCGCGAAAGAGGAUCCUAUGACGCGCGGAUAGGCGCUUACCCGCAAAUACCAAGCAAUACUCGUAGCUAACAGUCUCGGGGCGCACCACAGGCACCUGAGGACGUCCGUUUCUGACAUGACGGAACAGGUGGGAAAAAGUAUCUGAAUUCGGCAGGAAGCAUGUUAAUUGUUCCCAGAAUUGGUUUUCUUCCCGUUUGCCAAUUGCGUGACAGUGGACAGUGCAGUUUAGUGAAAAUUUAAAAUUUUGCAGUUGCAUCUUGCCACUUGCCUUCCAGUAACGCGCUGCGGGGAGGCUUUCUUGUGUGGUAAUGUAAACGCGAUAAGAAAACCUGGAAAAGCCUGGAUAAAUGUUUACUUCUGUAGUGAGUAAGUGCUGCAUGGAUCCUACAGUUGUCGUUUCUGUUCUAGUUUAUUUACAAAAAGCGGCAUAGUAUUGGUGCUACGGCGUAAUGGGCUUGCUGCUCUGGUGAGGAUAAAAUAAAUGUUUACAGUGCCCCCUUUGUUUGCAAGUGUAUUAGUGAAUUAGAAUUCCGGAAAACCCUUUUGAAAACAAUGUCAAAUGAGUAAAUGAAAUAAUAUUCCCUUCGAGUAGGCUGCAAGGCUCCCGAUGAAACCGCUUCAACGGUUGGAGCUUGUGUAAGCGAAUAGUGAACUCGGCCCAAUCCACUGGAUAUACAUUAUAUGCAUUCGGAAGUGCUCUGGAGCAGAAUGACAAAUUCACAUAACAUCUGAAUCGUAUUAGCAAAGAAGGAAGCAAUAUGAAGUUUCUGUUCCUCAAACAGAAAGGUGCUCAAAACAUUUCUUAUAUAUAGCGCGACAAAAUAGACACACUAAUGCUACUUUUGCGCUAAUCGGAAGCUGGUCCCAACGAUGAUUGCUCCUCUGGCAUGAAAUAAAUGCGCACACCGUUCAACUAUAUCGAAGGCUUAUAACCGACAUUUCAUGAUGAUAGGCAGCAUGUUUAAAUACAAAUUUUUGGAGAUAUUUGCAAAUUGAACAAAAAAAAUGCAGCCCACCGACAGCAACCACCAUAUUUUCGCCACUCAAUUCCUGCAUUGUAAAAAUCACAAUAGUUUGGUUCACAACCACAGCAAUCGUGCUCAUACAGCCGAGAUAAUUACGUCUGUUCCGAAGUCGAAAAUCUUCAAAAUUGGCUUCGCUUAGUCGCUUCAUCGUCGAUAGAACUUCACCAUUGCCUUUCAUCAUACCAUCUCUUCAUUUCCCUCCUCCGCAUCAUCAUCAUCUUCCACAUCUUCGCGAUCGCAUUUCUUGCAGAAAUUCAUCAAACGGAAAAAACACAAACAGAAUCUGGGAGGCACAGUGUUUCGGUGUUGUCUACCUUGUCGCGGGGGCUCCGCGGCCCCCGCAACAAGCCCCCCUAACUCACCGGUUCCAUCCGAUGAACUAAAUAAUAUUGUCAACGAGACCCUAACCGCAAACGUGGUGCAGACAAGUACGACAAUCGGAACAACAACGGGCCUCGAUGCGUCCUCGCCAACGUCAACACAAUCAGACCCUAGCCACGAAGAUUUCCCCGCUACGAUCGCAGCCCAGUCGGCUGCAGCAACCAUUUCAUCGACCCCUGCAACAUCAACUCCACCUACAAAUCGUUUAUGUCCAACUCAAACAUCGCCCCUCCCACAUAUUGAAGAGGAGGAAGAACUCGACUCUUAUCAUCCCAAUCAGCUGCCAGUAGAAUCAUCGUCAAAAAUAGUGCCAUCGAAAUUUGGUGACGAGUAUUCAAAUUCACCUUCACCGCGACACAAACCUAAGAACCGUAAAAUUAAAAUUUGGAGCAGAUCUUCUAAUUCGACAGGGGCAGCUCAGCCCGUAGGAUUAACUGGUACCGUACCAGCUGUGUCCAGCGAAACUGCAUCCUCUAGUGGGGGUAGUGUGGUGAGUGCUUGUGCUGGUGGCAGUAGUGGUGGUGGUAGUGGAAAUCUAGCAAACCCAAGUGCGAGUAGCUCAGCUGGAGCAAUCAGUUCAUCAGGUCUUCACAGUGGACUCCUUUUACCGAAGAUGCAGGCGGAACAAGGAUCUAUUGGCGAUUUGCAGAAGUACCAUAGCCGGUACUUAAAGAAUAGGCGCCACACCUUGGCGAACGUUCGUUUUGACGUUGAAAAUGGUCAGGGGGCACGCUCACCGCUCGAGGGCGGCUCGCCCAGCGCUGGUUUGGUUCUACAAAAUCUUCCACAACGUCGGGAAUCAUUCCUGUACAGAUCCGAUUCGGACUUUGAAAUGUCACCGAAAUCUAUGUCUAGGAACUCAAGUAUCGCGAGUGAAAGUUGUCAACCUUUCAGGUUUAAAGAGCAAGAGCCGUCGGUCCUGAUUGACAGAUCUCAUGGAGAAGACUUGAUUGUUACACCGUUCGCCCAGAUUCUUGCCAGUUUACGAUCAGUACGGAAUAACUUGAUUAGUUUGACGAAUGUCCAAGCGACAAACAAAUCCAGGCGAUCAACGUCAACAUCGAGCAAUACCCGCAAUGUCGUUCCCGGCGAUGAGGCCUACGUUCGACUAGCCAUGGACACCGUGGAGGAAUUGGAUUGGUGCUUGGAUCAGCUGGAGACUAUCCAAACGCACAGGAGUGUGUCAGAUAUGGCGUCGCUUAAGUUCAAACGAAUGUUGAAUAAGGAAUUAUCACACUUCAGUGAGUCGAGUAGGUCCGGCAAUCAGAUAUCGGAAUACAUUUGUUCAACCUUUCUGGAUAAGCAACAGGAAUUUGAUUUACCGUCACUUCGCAUUGAUGAGAAUGAGGCAACUUCAAAUUUGCCAGGAUAUCCCCGCAGUCGGUCACCUCGGCUGGGCGGUCCGCCAAUGUCACAAAUAUCAGGUGUUAAACGCCCGCUUUCCCACACGAAUUCGUUCACUGGAGAACGGCUGCCGACGUUCGGAGUUGAAACGCCAAACGAGAAUGACUUGGGGACCCUUCUGGGCGAAUUAGAUACAUGGGGAAUAGAUAUUUUUAAAAUUGGUGACUUGAGUUGUAAUCGGCCGCUAACAUGUGUCGCAUAUACAAUAUUUCAGAGUAGAGAAUUAUUGACCAGUCUUAUGAUACCACCGAAAACUUUUAUUAAUUUUAUGACUACUCUGGAGGAUCAUUAUGUUAAGGACAAUCCAUUUCAUAAUUCAUUGCAUGCAGCUGAUGUCACGCAGAGUACUAAUGUUCUAUUAAAUACUCCAGCACUGGAAGGUGUCUUCACUCCAUUAGAAAUAGGCGGUGCACUGUUUGCUGCUUGCAUACAUGAUGUCGAUCAUCCUGGCCUCACCAAUCAAUUUUUAGUUAAUUCAAGUUCCGAAUUAGCCUUAAUGUAUAAUGACGAAUCUGUGUUGGAAAAUCAUCAUUUAGCUGUUGCCUUUAAACUACUUCAAAAUCAAGGAUGUGAUAUAUUCGCUAAUAUGCAAAAAAAACAACGCCAAACUUUAAGGAAGAUGGUAAUUGAUAUUGUAUUGUCGACGGAUAUGUCAAAGCAUAUGAGUCUGUUGGCUGAUCUUAAGACUAUGGUAGAAACUAAGAAAGUAGCUGGGUCCGGCGUAUUACUCUUAGACAACUAUACAGAUCGCAUACAGGUUCUGGAGAAUUUAGUUCAUUGUGCUGAUUUAAGUAAUCCAACAAAACCGCUUCCACUGUAUAAACGCUGGGUUGCCCUACUUAUGGAAGAAUUUUUCCAGCAAGGUGAUAAGGAGCGAGAGUCCGGCAUGGAUAUUAGUCCAAUGUGUGAUCGGCACAAUGCAACCAUAGAGAAAUCUCAAGUAGGAUUUAUCGACUAUAUUGUGCAUCCAUUGUGGGAGACAUGGGCAGACUUAGUUCAUCCUGACGCACAAGAAAUCCUCGACACCCUCGAAGAGAAUAGAGACUAUUAUCAAAGCAUGAUACCGCCAUCACCGCCACCCACCGACGAAGGUGACGACAAAAUACGUUUCCAGGUGACUCUGGAAGAGUCUGAUAACGAAAAUGAGGAUGCCGAGGGAGAUAACUCGCAAGAAGCUGGAGGAGGCGACAGCAGGAAGCCGUCGAAAAUAUCUAGUAGAGGUAGCAAUUAUAGCAAACCGUCUGGAAGCCAAAAUACUGCACAUCACGCUGGAAUGUGACGGAGAGUCGUUGGUCUUUGUAAAAAACUUACCGAAAAAGCGCAAACAUUUUUGCUUAUAAGAUAAACUGUAAAUGAUGAAAUUAUAGUAUUCACAACUGGAAACAGUAAUACGAGCGAAUGCCCCUCGAAGGAAUAUCCGGCAAAACAAUUCUACUCCUUUUCGGUGAUGCAAAAACAUCAAUAUUAAGAAUUAAAAACAAAGCUAGAGAGAAAACGUGGAAUAUAAUUGUAGUUAAAUUAUUUUCUUUUAAUAUUAAGCAGGUUUUGUUGAUUUUUUCAACUUCCGUUUGACACACUUGAAACUUUCAAAACUGUAUGACUACCAAUGUUAAUUUUGAUUUCUCUUCUGCGAGGAGUUGACACGUUCUUUUUUGAUUUUUACCUUCUUUGACAAUGGAUUGAAUAGAACUCUGAAUUACAAUUAAGUUUAUUUGAAAUGCAAUCAACCAAAUAUAUUAACACAUAGUUUUAACAAUAGCUAAUUUGUAUGGUUGCCGAGCAUAGUGAUUUUGUUUGGAUAGAUGGAAUAACUCGUGGUUGUCGUUUGGGCUAAUUUACUUUGAGGGAGGUGUUGGUGUUUUUGUUGUCGUCCAGACUUUCAAGUGCAUGCUAACAAGUGUCGAUGUACAAUGUUUUCCUACUUUAGGGUACCAACUAUACUUCGCUGCUAUGUAAGCUAUGCAGUGGGGUUCGCAAGUCAAUUCAAUUUAAAUUAGAUUGGAUCGGUUUUCCAAUUUUGCAAUAAGCUAAACCAACUUCUGCAUUGAGAACUGAAUGCCACGGUUUGUGAAAACUUCCACCUAAAAAUUCCUUAUUUUCUCAAUGUUGAACAAUGCUGUCUUCUUCCCAGGAAAUUGGCUUUCAAUUCACUUCAAAGGAACUGUAUUAAGGAAAGGAAGGCUCCCGAAAUAUCAGUUUAAAUUCUCAUUUUGGUGGAUAGAGAUUAGCAAUGAGAAUGGUUUGAUAUACAGUUUCCCAUCCCCACAAACUAGCUCUUGGUAUUUAUAACUCGAAAAUGAGCUUGACGAUGAACAGCGAAGAGAGAUUUGUUAUUUUUAUCAACAAUUUCGACUUCAUAAUGAGCUAUGCGACCUAUAAUAAUUGCAUAAAAUGCAUUGAAAAGUGCUCAGCCGACGAUUUGAUUUAUUUCGCGUUUCCCUUUCAGGUUCCCAAGUUUCAGCGCCUGUAAUAUGAGUAGUGCACUAAUUGCUCUCUUGCAAUUUACACCUCCCACGAAGAAAGUUAGUCACAACGGCCGACAAGAUGAUCAAUUAAUGGCGUUUUUGAACGGAUAGUUUACCAUAAGAGAAACCUUGCAACAGAAACUUUAACACACCAAAAAUAAAACAUAGGAUAUUUGUAAUAUUCAAAUAAUUUCAAAUGUAUUCUAAAAAUCCUAUUAUAAGUACAGGGAUAGCGGCAAAUGAUUGGUACAAUAAUUCAUUCAUAGGAUAAUGGAAAUCAACACAAAUUCAGAGAAUUAUUUUCAACACCUUAUUAACUUUGAGUGUAGCUAGUCAUCAUCAAUGAAACAUUUUUCCAAAGACUUCUGAAUUUAUGUUGUCUCUUGACUCGUUUUAGGGGAAUUCCAAUUGAUAUAUUUGACUGAUAUCUGACUUCAUCUGUCUAUGGUCCUGUAUCGAAGAUUUUAGUUGAAUGUCCCGUCUUAACUUGUUUAUUAGAUAUGUAUAUUUCUAUGAAAGUGUUUCCCAAAAUUGUCGAAUAAUUCAGCAAAUCUGUAUAGAACAUCAUUACUUUUAUUUAACUCCACUGGUUUGGAUGUCACAAUCGUAACGUAUUUGACAAAAGUUUCGAAAGCAGAGCCACCAAUUUCUAAUAAAAACAGCUAGGUAGAUCUAUUCUAGAGAGAAAGAAUGUUAGAGUAUUAGAUCUAGCAACCGUAAUAUAAAAGCUAAGAAAAUGUACAGAAUAAAACCAGGAAGAAAAGAGAGUGAAAAUAGGGAAACAUUUUGAGCUUGACUCUAUAUGCCUUCUAGAAUUUCAGAAAAAUUAUUUCAUAAAACUAAAUUAGACUAAUAUUCUGAAUAAUUUAUAUUCUUGAUUUGAAUAUAUUCUAUUUAAUAUUGGAAAAACUUGCAUUUGGCGGAAGGUGAUUAGAGGCCAAAACAGAAGGUUUUCCAAUAUGGGUUUUAAAAAUGUUUAUCAAAUUCAUUAUUCAGACGUCUGAUUACAGAACUCGUCGCCGUUCUUAAUACACUUAUAUACAUACAUAUGUACAGAAUUUCAACCUAAGAGGAGCCCAUUGAACCUGUAUCUCUAGCCAAAAGUCAAAGCAUUUCGAAGCACUUUAGCUCCUCAUGACGAACUGUAGACUUGCAACUUCACCGCUUGUAACUGAAUUGGAAUACUUCAAUAAAGUUGAAGGCAAUAACAUAAUUUUUCGGUUUAAGCUACGUAUUACAUUAUGAUUUAUAUUUCGGGUGCAAAUCACAAUCGAAAAAAGCUUAAAACAUGAUUCAGCUAGAAACAAAUCAAUUUUAAAAGCGAUAUAUUUUUAUUCAUUAUUUUAAGGUAAGGGCAGGAUCCCUAAUUUGCAAUUUAUACAUGUUACGUAAAUGAAAUACAAAUAUUUAGUGGAAAACUAGUCCUAUAGAUUUUAGAAGAAACUGAAAAGAUUUACAUAAUAAAAAUCAUGCGAACAAUUGUACUUGUAAAUUAUUUUUAGGAGCGGAACAGGGGAAAAUAUUGCACUAAAGGAAAGUGAGAAAGUAGACGGAAGCAAAUGUCUAACCAGAGAAAGAAACGUUUUUAAUAUGUUGUUUGUGUGAGUAGGAAUCAAUAUUUCUGAUAUAUUUUGUUAUGUUUGUCCGCAUUAAUUACACUUGACAAUAGUUUGUAAAUACAUACAUAAAUUUAAAUUAACUCGAUAUGAUUAGAGAAAAUGUAGCAAAUGCCAAAUAUUUGUAACACGAAUGUUGGGUUAACUUAUUCAAAUCAUUUUUCAUAUAAAUAUAUGGUUGCCAUUUACCGCUUAAUUUGAUAGAGCGCGUCAACCACGCCUACGCGCCACUCUUCAAGGUUUACUGAAAUGCGCUUAAGUACCCUCCACUGUUUUGUGCGGCCCACUCGUCGGCCAUGUGAUAGUGGAUAAUUUUUCAUUCUGCCCGUAAAAAGGUCGAGCGGUGUUUCACACUAAUCACGACCGUGGGUGGCCAAUCACUAACGCAACACCUGUUGUUUAAGGAGGGCACCAUCAUUCUUAAACCAAAUUAAAAGUUAUUUUGCGAUAUACGGUGUCUCAGAAGACGACUAUUCAUUGCAAAGAUACUGAAAACCGUUUUAUUCAUGAAUGAAAUCUUAAGUUUACAAAACCCUAACUCGUUUACUUUUAGAGUAGGUGGAAAUUAGGAGAGUCGUGAGGCUUUUAAAGUAUAUCGCUGUGUACAAGCCAAAGACAGAACAUGACCAGAACACUGAUUUCUUAAGAGGCAUAUUUCACAUUGUGCGCGAAACAAGGUUGGCUAAGGGCUUCCUUUCUCCAUAUAUUGAACUAAAUAAUUCCACCAAUUAUCGGAAAUAUUACAGCACUGGGCGUACUAAAUGAACCACUAAGUUGCAAGCGAGUUUUCUCGGCAUUGGUUAAGAAUCGUCUUCUCUAAACUGGCUGAAUGUAGCAUAGUUUUGAAAGAGGUAACCCAACAUAUCGGAUUGCAAUGCUAAUUUGCCUUCUGAACUUAUUUCAAGAACAAUGACUGAAUAGGAAUUUGUUGAAAACAAUGUCUAUGCAUAAGCUUCCAAAAUGUGCAAAUAUAAAAUGAGUAAAUUGGAAAUUCACCUCAAGGAUUUCCAUGAAAUGAAAGUAUCGUAUUUUUCGCUUUCCCAACAGAUUGGUUGUUUGAGUUGUUGAGAAAUUGCUUUUUGAUAAACACUAUCUACUAACAAAUACAAAUAAUUCUGAAGUCUUACCGAAACUAUCUGCAUUGGCAUUAAUAUUUGCAUAAUAGCUUCUAAGAGAAUAUUACAUGCAAUUGUUAUAGUUCCCUUAACAUGAUUUGGUUUUCUGUAAAUAUCACAUUUCAAUAGAUGAACUAGAAGGAAAAUCCGGAAGAAAAUUCGAGAAACAUUCAUAGAGAAAACUGAGAAGUAUGUAGUUAUAAAUAAGGUGCAAACUUUCAAAGAUAAUAUAGUAAAUCAAAGAAUCCCAAAGUAAAUGUCGAAAGUACAAUACUUUGACAAAAUGCUAUUAAAUUCUAAUAACUGUAGAGUAACGAUGAAAUCAACAUUGAGAAGAGAAGAUCAAGUAAGUGGACGUAGUAGCGACAAAAUUGUAGUUAUGUUCUUAUUUUGUUCACAGUCAUAUGCAUAUAUAUACAUAAUUUGUGACGCUGGCGUUACAUUUCUUUCCUUUUCAUUUGAAUGAUUAAGAAAACUAAAAUCCGAAUUAAUUGACACAAUUAACAUAAAUGAUUAUAAUGAAUCAAUUACUAAUAAAUACUAUGAAAAUGUGAGAAAUAAAUAUUACCAUAACACAAUGAGAAAAGAAAAACGGUAAAAUCAACUGAAAUAAAAUUGAGUGAAAGCAAAAUGACUCAAUUUCCCACUGACUUUUUAUUGGAGCAAAUAUUUUAUCCUAUAUUCACUGUACAUCAAUUUCAGAGACCGAAUCAUUAGCGAAAAUUUGAUAUGUUUUCUUAGUUCAUCAGACGCGAGAGGUAAGAUUAGUUAGAUUCAAUUAAAGUUGAUUCACAUUAACUGCGAA